Molecule: messenger RNA, 4052 nt
Organism: Scaptodrosophila lebanonensis
Lineage: Eukaryota; Metazoa; Arthropoda; Insecta; Diptera; Drosophilidae
Product: serine/threonine-protein kinase DDB_G0283821
Exons: 10
Coding region: 876-3377 (833 amino acids)
Biological process (GO): protein phosphorylation; intracellular signal transduction; positive regulation of apoptotic process
Cellular component (GO): nucleus
Molecular function (GO): protein serine/threonine kinase activity; ATP binding
Source: RefSeq, a predicted model, not a curated record
ACAUUUUCGUGCACACUAAAUAACGAACAGAAGUUUCGUCAGAGUUUCGCAAAAAUCUCUGUCUGCGAAACAAAACAGAACAAAACAAAGAAAGAAGAGCAAAAGGUGUGGGCAGAUAUUUUCCUCUAGUGCGGUGAGAGCGGAGCGAGCCAACAAACGGACGGAAAACGGCAAUACCAAACGGCAACGGCAAACGGAAUUGGUACCGAUCAGCGACAAGUCGUGCCGCCCCGAGUCGGACCCGUAAGAGCCAAACAGUUAUAUUCUGACUGGGUGCGCGCUAUCAGCAAAACAUAUUUAUAAUUGAACAAAUGCAAGAAACACACACACAGACACUCCGCCAGAGUAAAAAGUGAGUCGAAAGGAAGGAGCAAUCGAAAAUAUUGGCAGCGCAAAUCGAAUAAUGAGGAGCAGCCCAAACAGCAGCCAAGCAGCUGGAAGGCAGUUUUAGUUAAAAUCUAAAAAUAUCAAUCUGUUUGUUGCUAAUAUUCUGGCAAAGGCGACGUUAUACAUACGCAGCGUGGUCCGCUCGAAGUUUUCUGGUGCGAAAUAGAAAGAGAGCGAGCUAUAAAUAAAACUGAAAAUUACUCGUACUAAUGCCCGUUUUUUAAGUGCGCAAAAAGUCUAAAUUGAAGUUUAUUUUAACGAUAUUUGUGGUGCAACGCAAAAAGUGUCUCACAGUGCCUUACAUAUUUUUCAUUUCCCUUAAGUCUACUUAUGUUAAUGGGAAAGAAUCGUAUAAAUUUAACCGUUUAGGUUAAAUAGUGAAAUAUCGAAACAAAAAUAUUGUGUACAUUAUACUCGUAUUCGCCAAGAAAACGUUUAGCAAAACGGGUACCCGAUUGCGAGAAAAGAGCGCCAAAGGUCGCAGUAACAUGAUCUACAUAGAUGAUUCAGAGCCGGAAGGUGUUCUCGAACCGGCUUUUCCCAUGCGCAAUGUGACCAUAAAUCGCAACACCGAUGCACAUAAACUCUACGACGUGCUAGGGGAAGUGGGCCGUGGCAAAUUCGGAACAGUAUACAAGUGCCAGGAGAAGACAAGUGGCCUGCAAUUGGCCGCCAAGUUCGUGCCCAUACCGAAACGGGAGGACAAGCGCAAUGUGGAGCGCGAAGUGGAGAUUAUGAAUUCAUUGCAGCAUCAUCUCAUUAUACAAUUGUAUGCUGCAUACGAAUAUCAGAAAAUGAUGUGCGUCGUCCUGGAACUCAUUGAAGGUGGCGAGCUCUUUGAUCGCGUCGUUGAUGAUGAAUUUGUGCUCACAGAACGCGUAUGCCGCGUCUUUAUUCGCCAAGUUUGCGAGGCCAUGGCGUUUAUACACGGAAAUGGUAUUGUGCAUCUGGAUCUUAAGCCGGAGAACAUUCUGGUGCUCACACAGAAGGGCAAUCGAAUUAAGAUAAUUGAUUUUGGACUUGCCCGCAAAUUUGAUCCGGACAAGCGUUUAAGAGUACUUUUCGGCACCCCUGAGUUUGUGGCGCCAGAAGUUGUCAACUUCGACUGCAUAUCCUAUGGUACCGAUAUGUGGAGCGUCGGCGUAAUUUGCUACGUUCUAAUCUCAGGUCUUUCGCCUUUCAUGGGCGAGAACGACAUUGAAACAAUGUCAAAUGUAACCAUUGCGAAGUACGAUUUUGAGGAUGAAUGCUUUAGUAGCAUCUCCCCGGAGUGUCUGAAUUUCAUAGCCAAGCUGUUGGUGAAAGACCUAAGCACUCGAAUGACAGCCGCCGAGUGCCUGCAACACAAAUGGCUACAACAACGUCCUCCAGCGCCACGGACUGCUUCUACGGCAUCGAUGAAGGGCGUUAAAUCACGCCCUAAAUCCGUCUCGCCUGCGGCAGUCGCCUCAGAGUCAUCAGAGGAUUCUACAGAGACAAUUGAUGAUGAUCCAGAGGAGGAGUCGGCGCAGCACGAAGAUAAGAAAGCACAUGGACUGGAGGACAAAGAGCUGGAUGCCACCAAGGACAAUCUGAAGAAUUUCAUAGUGCGCUGGGAAGAGCAUCCUAACAGCCCUUACGUGUUCGACGUGGAGGGUAAUGUAAUUACACCGCUCAGCGAGUCCAGCUUUCCACAUCCGGGUCGGGCUCAUGGCGCCGACAGCAUCUCCUCGUCCCGAGUUUGUUCGCCCUCACCCUGCGAAUCGAUAGCCACAAUCACAGAUGACGAACGUGGCAACGAUGACGAUGGGGCACAUGAGGAAGCGCGUAGCGGCGGUAAUGACAGUCCCCAAUCAGCAGCCACACCCAUCAAUGAGUCUCGCGAAAAACUAUUCCCUGCUUUCGGAGCUGGGCCCAGCAGCUCCUAUAGUUCGGCUACACCCUCACCACAGCGCUUUUUCAAUGACAACUUCGAAGGAUUCUCGGGCAGUGCGACGUCGGCACAGCAGCAGCGCAGCAUGAAAAGCUACCUGCACACAUUCGAUCGGCGCAACUCGGAUACCACCUACCUCCUGGGCAGACGUUCGUCGGGCGAGCGCGUCAACUUGGCGGAUGAGAUACGCAAGCUCUCGGAUCAUCUGCUGAUGCUCGCCGAUAUCAAUACAAAGCUGGGCAAGGGAAACACCUCCACAACGACCCCGAAUAGCGACGCCAACAACAACAGCAACAAUUUGGGGGCUGCUGCAGCGAGUAGAAGCCACACAAGUUCUACGAGGAAUUCUACGACGCAAGAGGGCAACAAAUGGUCAACAUCCACGCGCACGAGCAGCAGUUGCUGUCAAACAGGCGUCCGAAGUUUGGUCAAAAGUGUGAGCAGCAGCUCCAAAAGCGCUUCUCAGUACGACGAUGGGCAGACAAGGACUAGCUCGUUAUCCGUACGUCUGCAGCAAUCCAUAGAGGACACCCCAAAAUUGACCAAUGGCGGCAGUGAAAAGUGGACGCAUUCUGUUUACAGCAAGUCCACCACCAACACCUCCAAUGCAAAGAGCCAUGCCAGUGUGAUUAAAUCGCAGGGUCAAAAAUCCAACAUCGGUUCGGCAUCGACCGCAGCAUCAUUAGCAACAGAAGCUGAAACCUCCAGCAAGAGCAACAACAUCAUUAUAAGCGAAUCGGCAAGCAGUCGGAGAGCCAAGUUCCGCAUCAAUCAAAUGAGUCGGGAUGUACCCAUCGGCCUACCCGACACACAUCAGACAGUGAAUCUGGAGGAGGCCGCCAACACCACCAAGGACUGCCUGCUCCACCUGCUGGAGAAGUACAAUGAAACGAAGACCCGCAAUCCGGUUGGUAGGCACCAAAGCAUUAGCGUGGACUGGCAUGUCAGCGAUAAUCUCGAGUACCGCUCCAUGAGCUCGAUUAAUGCGUUCUUUCAGCGUCACAACAACAAUGGAGGCGGCCAAAAUGUGAAGCAAAUUCAGGCCCAAUUGGAGGAGAAGGCGACUGGAAGCAAAUAGUUGAUGCCAACGGGCUGGCUUAUGUUUUGUUCUUGUAUAUACUUACAUAUAGGCAUAAACAUUCGUGUAAAGCAAAUUAAACAAUUCGAUUAAAUGGGUAGCCACAGUCUGACGAUUGUCGGUCGGAUUCAGGGAUUGCGAACAAUUGACAAUAUUCGCGAAUACCAUUCACUUACACAUUUCCCUGCCUUGCAUCGAUCGGGGAUCGGCGUAUGUACAGUAUACUAUACUUCAUACAUGAAGUAUAAGACAAGCUUUUCAUAAUAUAAUGUUUACCCGAUAUAUCUCUUAAGAAUAUGAAAAGAAUAAAUGUUUAUAGACCGAUGGUUCCUAUUACAACUUUACGAUAUAUUGUAUAUAGAAGUCCACCUCUUCAGCCACUUACAUUGUUUUAUUGGCAAACAGUUGUUCAUUGAUUCACACUUAAAAAAAGAAAGUAAUUGUGUGCUCAAACUAAAAUGGUCGAGUUGUACAUAGACAAAGUAGAUGAGCUAUCUCCAUUACUUACAUAUGAUGCAAGGCGUAAAGAUUUCUGAUUAUUGACUGCUUUGGGAUAUCCUAUAUACGAGUACAUAAUUUUACAGACUAAUUUAGUUAAUGCUGCUAGUGAAAUUUGUAUGGUUACAAAUGCAAUUGAUUUAAGGAAAUAAAAAGAAAUUAUGCAACUGAAAAACA